This is a messenger RNA of Ictalurus punctatus (channel catfish), 3398 nucleotides long. It is a transcript of the gene erc2, whose product is annotated as ERC protein 2. Gene Ontology annotation, cellular component: cytoskeleton of presynaptic active zone. The record is from RefSeq and is a predicted model, not a curated record. Gene Ontology annotation, molecular function: structural constituent of presynaptic active zone. The coding region runs from base 48 to 3353 and encodes 1101 amino acids. NCBI's taxonomy places the organism in Eukaryota, Metazoa, Chordata, Actinopteri, Siluriformes, Ictaluridae. Gene Ontology annotation, biological process: maintenance of presynaptic active zone structure; neuromuscular synaptic transmission; regulation of synaptic plasticity. The transcript is spliced from 19 exons.
GGGACAUUCAGUUUCGCGACUGACGAAGAGCUCCGUGCUUCAACCGAAUGGGCCACUGUCUGGUAAAUGCUGACAGAAGAGGCAGGGAGUGUGGAGGUAGCAGAAAGACCUUUUCUAUGGAGAACAUCCAGUCCCUCAAUGCUGUCUAUGCAGCCUCUGGCCCUGUCUACACGAGUGAUCAUGAGGCUCUAGCCUCCACUGCCUACCCGAAAGGCACUAUGACAUUGGGCCGCACUACAAGCCGUGGAAAGGCUACCAUCAUGGGCAGUAGCCCCAGCAUCAGCUCAUCCUUGGGGCAUCUUCAUUUAGAUUCAGUAGCAUAUGGAGAUCAUGGAGCCAUGCACCUCCUCCCACAGCACCAAUGGCCUUCUUCACCAUUGUUGAGACAAGCUGUGCGAGGUGUUGCCAGAAGAGAAGGAAAUCCCCUGAUAGAGCACCUAAGGGAAUUGCAAAUGGACAACGCCAUGUUCCAGCGAGAGCUAGAUGUGAGAGACAGCACUAUUGGUUCUUCGGUCAGCAGUAUCAAAACUUUCUGGAGUCCUGAAUUAAAGAAGAAACGAGGGAUGAGAAAAGAGAGUGUGGCAAAGACAUCCAUGGUGAAAGAGCAGAUGAGUGUAAUGAAGGACAAGAACCAGCACAUCCAGAUGACCAUCCAGGCUUUACAGGAGGAGCUUUGUACCCAGAGAGACUUGAAUGAGCACAUGCAGCAAGAGAACAGUGCAGGCUCAUUAGGUUCACCUCCUGACUGUUUCCCUUACCUGGAGAUCACUGAAGACAACUUCCAUUAUCUCCAAGCUGAGCAUGAGCAGCAAACCAAGGAGCUUUUCCUUCUUAGGAAAACUGUGGAGGAAAUGGAGCAGCGCAUGAAAACGCAGAAGCAGACACUGAGCGCCCGGGAUGAAUCCAUCAAAAAGCUGCUGGAAUUGCUUCAGGAAAAUGGUCUUGCCAAGUCUGGGCUGCCCGAUGAAGAGGGACUGAGGUUCUGCCAUGAUGAGGAUGCACCUGGUCACCUGGGGGACAUGCUAGGGCAGAAAGAGAAGGAAAACAAGCACCUGAAAGAGGAGCUUCAUAGGAGAAACCAACAGACAGAUCCACCCAAAAGCAAAGCCUUACACAGUGUCAUUGACAUGAAGGACACUAAAAUUUCCACACUGGAGCGGAACAUCCGUGAACUGGAAGAUGAGAUCCAGAUGCUGAAGACCAACAGUCUCCUGAACACGGACAACAGAGAUGAGAUGCUCAAGCAAACUGACAUUUACAAGAACCACUCCAAAUUCAUGAAGAGCAAGAUUGAUCAGCUGAAGCAGGACUUAUCAAAAAAAGAGUCAGAGAUAUUGGCCCUGCAGACUCAACUGGAUACAUUGAGCAAUCAGAAUUCAGACUGUAAGCAGCACAUUGAGGUCCUGAAGGAGUCCCUUACAGCAAAGGAGCAAAGAGCAAAUAUCAUGCAGACAGAGGUUGAUGCCCUGAGGCUGCGUCUAGAGGAAAAAGAGUCCUUCCUGAAUAAAAAGAGCAAGCAGCUGCAGGAUGUAACAGACGAGAAAGGCACUCUAAAUGGGGAAAUACGUGACUUGAAGGACAUGCUGGAUGUGAAAGAGCGCAAGAUCAUUGUGCUGCAGAAGAAGAUUGAAAAUCUACAGGAUCAGUUGAAGGAUAAGGAAAAGCAGUUGGGAUGUUUGAGGGACAGAGUGAAGUCUCUACAGACUGACUCCAGCAACACAGACACAGCCCUUGCCACCCUUGAGGAAGCACUCUCUGAAAAGGAGAGGGUGAUAGAGCAGUUCAAGGAGAAGAGAGAGAAAGAGGAGUGGGAGAAACAGGGGGAAAUAGAAGUCUUUAAGAAGGAGAACAAGGAGCUGAAGGACAAGAUUGCUUCCUUGCAGACACAGCUCUUGGAGAAAGAGAGUCUGCUACAAGGGAAGUCAUUGGCCCUUGAAAGUGAAGAGUCAUCACAGAUGAAUUCAGAGAUCUCAGAGCAAUUAAAAGUUCUGGAAAAAGAGGUGACCUUCCAUAAAGAGGAAUCUGGAAAAUUGAAAGCAGAGGUGGACAGACUUUUGGGGGUUCUUAGAGAGUUGGAGUCCGAGCUCACUGAAAAGGACAAUGCAAUCUCUGAGCUUGAAAGGCAAGUGAGGGAACAGGGUAAUAAAAACCUGUCAAGUGCAAAAACCCUGCAGAUGGGAGAAACAAGACCACCUGAUACAGCACCAGAGUGCACAUAUGCACCAUCUGCUGGCGAGAUCAUCACGGAACCCCCCUCCAAAGGCGGUCCAGGGCCCCUGUGUAAUCUGUUCUUUGAUGCAUCAGGAAACAGGGCGGCCUCCGCCGGGCAGCAGACAGGCAGAGCACCGCCCCCAACGGGGCUGGGGCAUUGGGCGUUGUCCACUGCAGGGCUGGAACUUGGGGCAAUGUCCUCAGUGGGGCUGGAACGCUGGCUGACGUCCUCUGUGGUGCUGGAGCUCGGAGAGUCGUCCUCUGCGGGGCUGGAGCUCGGAGAGACAUCCUCAGCAGGGCUGGAAUGCGGGGCGACGUCCUCUAUGGGGCUGGAAAGCUGGGCGACGUUCUCUGUGGGGCAGGGCAGUGGGACAGCUUCCUCGGUGGGACAGGACAGCGUGGCACCUUCCUCGGCGGGACAGGACAGCGGGGCAGCUUUCUCAGCAGUUGAGACCUCCCCGCGGGUCUCUGGCUGGAGACCGGAGGCUCAUAUUACCCAAGAUUCAGCACAAGAGACGGCUGAGAAAAUCAAAGAGCUGGAGAAAGCUCUGCAAGAGAGCAUGAACACCUCUACUCAUAGAGAGGCUUUGUGGGUUCAGGAGGAGCAGGCACAUGCUCUAGCACAGACGCAGCUCGAAGAUCUGAUGGCUGCUUUGGAGAAGACAAGACAGGAACUGGAUGUGACUAAGCAGCAGCUAUCCUCAACACAAAAUUAUCUUGCUGAGAGAGAAAGCCACCUGAGCAGCAUGAGGCAUGAGCAUCGAAAACAACUGGAGGAAAUUCUAGAAAUGAAGCAACAAGCCCUGUUGGCAGCCAUCAGUGAAAAGGAUGCUAACAUAGCCCUACUAGAACUUUCUGCUCCCAAAAAGAAGACAAGCCAUGAGGAGGUGAUGGCCUUGAAAAGAGAAAAGGACAGCCUCAUGUACCAGCUGAAGCAGCAGACCCAAAGUAGGAUGAAGCUCAUUGCUGAGAAUUAUGAAGAUGGUCACUAUUAUCCCCAUCAUCCUCAUCAUCCACAACAUAGUCACCCCGGACACACUCACUAUCGUAGACCAUCAAGAGGACUGUCCAUUCACAGCAAUCCUCAACCUGAGAAACCUGAGCAACCUGAGCAGGAUGAUGAAGAGGGCAUCUGGGCAUGAUUUUUGGUCUGGCCUGGCCUGCUGCUCCUGUUCUGUUCAAAAGGG